Didymosphaeria variabile is the source of this 1032-nucleotide messenger RNA. RefSeq lists its product as uncharacterized. NCBI's taxonomy places the organism in Eukaryota, Fungi, Ascomycota, Dothideomycetes, Pleosporales, Didymosphaeriaceae. Gene Ontology annotation, cellular component: nucleus; RNA polymerase III complex. Gene Ontology annotation, biological process: DNA-templated transcription. The record is from RefSeq and is a predicted model, not a curated record. The transcript is spliced from 3 exons. Bases 1 to 1032 code for a protein of 343 amino acids.
AUGGCUCCCGCAGUAAUGGACGGGGACGACCCAGUCAUCGCCGAGUACGAUGUCUUCAUCACUCCCGAGAUGGAGCAACAGCUCUACGUCCUACAGUAUCUGAAUCGCCGCCCGAAUCAACCCUUCGUCAAGAGCGAGGGCGCCGUGCCCUCCGAAGUGCGUGUCAAAGAGCAAUCCGGUUUCAUAGAAGUCGACGUUGCGCUGCCAAUGAAGACCAACUUCAAUAGGCAAGCCGGUGUGCGGUGGGGAGAGGCCAUGCGCAAGACGAAGCAAUUCGGGCAGAAAGCAUACGGCAUUGCGUCGGGCUUCGAGCGCGCGAUGCCCCGCGCUUCCCGCCCCGGUGCUCCUCCUGGCGAAGUAACCGCGCAACCGGCACUCGAUGAUAACGGCAACGAGGACGAAUACAUUGCCAAUUUCGAGGAUGCAAACGAGAAGGGACAUGUGCUCAAUACUCAAACGUAUGGAGGACAAUUGGUGAAAGAGGACGGCAAGGGCCCAACCUACAUGUUGGGUACAUUUAAGAAGAACCAGCUCCACCUCACACGUCUGAAUGGCCUUGUACAAUUGCGAACACAGUUUCAUCACCUCGAUGCUAUAAAUCAACUCGAAGCCGCCCAACGCCGACGUGAGAAGGAGUCGCAAGACGGUGCAAAGCCUACCGAACCCAAGGCUUUCAUGCCUACCGUGAAGAAAGCAGGUGGAGAUACAGCGGCAGAGAUCACCCAAGCAUUUAUGAAAGCUACCAAUUCCGAAAAGUGGGAUAAGCUGAUGUAUCAUUACGAAGACGCCGAUGCUUCCUACGCCGCUUUCGAAGAGCGACUAUUCCUAGCAGAUACAAAGGACGCUCCGAAGCUGCACUCCAGCAUGUCUGACGACCAGUAUCUGGACGCAAUUAGCGCCCCCUCCAGUGGCAAGGGUUUGAAGAAGAAGUCGUCCCACAAGCGACCUGAAACGGUCGAUAUCUCUGAUUCUGACGACGAUGUCGAGAAGACGCCUGCCAAAGCGGAAGAUGCAGAGCACGCCGCCCCUUGA